AUGGUGCAGCAGGAACCCGUGCUGUUCAAUGGUACCAUUAAGGCAAACAUCCUCUACGGUCUGGACCCAAAUGAAGUGGCUUUUCAAAAAAUUCAAGCAGCCAUCCGGGAUGCAAAUUUGGAGGGAUUCGUUGAAAAAUUGCCGAGGGGCCUCGAGACAAAUGUUGGAGGCCGUGGAACACAAUUAUCAGGAGGCCAAAAGCAACGCAUCGCCAUUGCCAGGGCACUCGUCAGGGACCCAAAGAUAAUCCUACUCGAUGAAGCGACCUCUGCGCUCGAUUUGGAGUCGGAAAAGGCAGUCCAAAAAGGUCUGGAGGCAGCUUGCCACGGGCGUACGGUACUCGUCAUCGCCCACAGGCUGGAGACGAUCCGAAAAGCCGACAAGGUUGCGGUCAUUUCGGAGGGACGGGUCGCGGAAACCGGGACCCACCAAGAGCUGCUCACGAAAAACGGGAUCUACGCCGGGCUGUAUAAAAAGCAGUGUCUC
This is a messenger RNA of Mesorhabditis spiculigera, 486 nucleotides long. The record is from the annotation of a GenBank genome assembly. Lineage: Eukaryota; Metazoa; Nematoda; Chromadorea; Rhabditida; Rhabditidae.